Molecule: messenger RNA, 1092 nt
Organism: Arachis ipaensis
Lineage: Eukaryota; Viridiplantae; Streptophyta; Magnoliopsida; Fabales; Fabaceae
Source: RefSeq, a predicted model, not a curated record
AUGAGUAUAUUAGAUUUCAAUUUGAAACAUUGGUUAACAGGAAUGUUGGUUUUCGGGUGUCAGCAAUUUUUGGUAGAAGUGCGGAUGAAAUCUUGCAACGUCGAGGAUGCAGAUGUGCACGGCAUAUUAAAUGAUAAGAAUGGAGAGCAUGGGUGUAAUGAGGAUUUUGACGAUGCAUGUGAUGUCGGUGCCGUAGACAUUGUAUUUGAUGAGGAUGCAUCAGACUACGGUAAUGUUAUCGGAUUGAAUGACCAGCAGAUAAUGAGAAAGGUGUUUCGGAGUGAGAAACGUGCCUAUGAAUUUUAUUGUAAAUUUGGGAGAUGCCAUGGAUUCGGUGUGCGCAAGGGGAUUAUGACUAAUUGUAUGGCAAAGUUGUCGAUUUACCUAGAUAGGGAAAACUCAGUACGGAAGGUUCGGAAAGUUAUCUUGGAGCAUAAUCAUGAGUUGACACCGCGAGUAAUGGUGCACAUGAUUCCAAAAUUUCGUCAGAUGUCAAAUGCUGCAAAGGCACACAUAGAUGGCAUGCAUGGGUAUGGUAUACCUAUGUCUAAGAUUCUUGGCUACAUGGCUGGGAUUGCCGGAGGGUAUUCUUUGUUGGGCUUUAUGAAAAAAGAUGCAUAUAACUACAUCGACAAGAUGAGUCAUUCAAAGAUUGCUGAUGGUGACUCGAAUGCUGCCAAUGUAUACCUAGAGGGAAAGGCGGCAGCCGAUCCAAUGGCAAUGGCUAGGUAUAACUUAACAGAUGAUGGUAUGUUAGCGAAUAUGUUCUGGGUAGAUGGAAUUAGUAGAGUCGACUACCAGUACUUCGGAGACGUUGUUGCUUUCGACUCGACAUACAAAAAGAAUAAAUACAAUAGACCUUUGGUGAUAUUUUCUGGCUCAAACAACAACAAACAAACUACGAUAUUUGGUUUUGGAUUGGUUCUAAAUGAAACUAUUACAUCAUACACAUGGAUGCUGGAGAAUUUGUUGGAGGUUAUGUGUAAUAAACCUCCGUCCGUUGUCGUAACCGAUGGGGACGAAGCAAUGAUUGCAGCAGUGAAAAAGGUUUUUCCUGAAGCCACCCACCGGUUGUGUGCAUGGAAUUUGUAG